GGCUAACUACUAGAAUCCAGAUGUGAAUAAGACACACUCUUCGCCAUUCAGUAACUCACAGCCUAGUGGGGAAGCUGACCGAACAGUAAUCAAUGACAGCUUGAUAGGUUUGAUAAUUGAGGCAGAUUGUUUUGUUUUGUUUUGUUUUUUUUGAGAUGGAGUCUUGCUCUGUUGCUCAGGCUAGAGUGCAGUGGCACAAUCUCGGCUCACUGCAACCUCCGCCUCCUGGGUUCAAGUGAUUCUCCUGCCUCAGCCUCCCAUGUAGCUGGGACUGCAGGCGCCCGUCACCAUGCCCGGCUAAUUUUUGUAGAGACGGGGUUUUGCCAUGUUGGUCAGGCUGGUCUUAAACUCCUGACCUCAGUGCCCACCUUGGCCUCCCAAAGUGUUGAAAUUACAGGCAUGACCCACCGCGCCUGGCCACUGAGGCAGUUUUGAGGGGUUGUGAGUACCUCACGCGAGAUUAAUGAAACCGUGUCAAUCAUUCCAUUUCUCGGGCAUUCUAUGCAGCCGACUUCAUAGGCAUAGUUUGUGCUUUUUAGGAGCAUGCUUUUAGAGGAGGCGCUUCGGAAUCAUUUUAUGGGUCAUAGACAAAAAGACAGAGUGAAUAGGAAGCCACUAAAGUAUACUUUGCGGCCGAGCGCGGUGGCUCACUUCUGUAAUCCCAGCACUUAGGGAGGCUGAGGCGGGCAGAUCACAAGGUCAGGAAAUUGAGACCAUCUUGGCCAACACAGUGAAACCGCAUCUCUACUAAAAAUACAAAAAAUUAGCCGGGCAUGGUGGCACGCACCUGUAGUCCCAGCUCCUCCAGAGGCUGAGGCAGGAGAAUUGCUUGAACCCGGGAGGUGGAGGUUGCAGUGAGCCGAGAUCACGCCACUGCACUCCAGCCUGGGUGACAGAGUGAGACGCCACCUCAAAAAGAAAAAAAAAAAAGAAUUGCAGAAAAAGCUCUUCCUUCAAAAGUUCCUGCCUUUUCCGACAAGGACAGCCUGGGGGAUGAGAUGUUGGCGGCUGCGCUCCUAAAGGCCAAGUCCCAGCACGUGUUGUUUCAGGAGCUGGUAACCUUUGAGGAUGUAGCUGUGUACUUCAUCCGGAAGGAGUGGAAGCGUUUGGAACCUGCUCAGAGGGACCUCUAUAGAGAUGUGAUGCUGGAGAAUUACGGGAAUGUGUUCUCACUGGAUCGUGAGACCAGGACUGAAAAUGAUCAAGAAAUUUCUGAAGACACAAGAUCACAUGGGGUCCUACUGGGAAGAUUUCAAAAGGAUAUUUCUCAGGGUCUCAAGUUUAAAGAAGCCUAUGAACGAGAAGUCAGUCUGAAAAGGCCGCUGGGGAACUCCCCUGGAGAAAGACUGAACAGGAAAAUGCCAGAUUUUGGUCAAGUGACAGUUGAGGAGAAGCUAACCCCCAGGGGAGAGAGAAGCGAGAAAUAUAAUGAUUUUGGGAACAGCUUCACUGUGAAUUCCAACCUUAUCUCACAUCAGAGACUCCCCGUGGGAGACAGACCCCAUAAGUGUGAUGAAUGUAGCAAGAGCUUUAAUCGAACUUCAGACCUUAUUCAACAUCAGAGAAUCCACACUGGGGAAAAGCCCUAUGAAUGUAAUGAGUGUGGGAAGGCCUUCAGCCAGAGCUCACACCUUAUUCAGCAUCAGAGAAUCCACACUGGGGAAAAACCUUAUGAAUGUAGUGAUUGUGGGAAAACCUUCAGCUGUAGCUCUGCCCUCAUUCUGCAUCGGAGGAUCCACACGGGGGAGAAACCCUAUGAAUGUAAUGAGUGUGGGAAGACCUUCAGCUGGAGCUCCACCCUCACCCACCAUCAGAGAAUCCACACUGGUGAGAAACCCUACGCCUGCAAUGAAUGUGGGAAGGCCUUCAGCAGGAGCUCAACCCUUAUUCACCAUCAGAGAAUCCACACUGGAGAAAAACCCUAUGAAUGUAAUGAAUGUGGGAAAGCCUUCAGCCAGAGCUCACACCUCUAUCAGCACCAGAGAAUCCACACUGGAGAGAAGCCCUACGAAUGUAUGGAAUGUGGAGGAAAGUUUACCUACAGUUCAGGCCUUAUUCAGCAUCAAAGAAUCCACACCGGGGAGAACCCCUAUGAAUGUAGUGAGUGUGGGAAAGCCUUCAGGUACAGCUCGGCUCUUGUUCGCCAUCAGAGAAUUCACACUGGAGAGAAGCCUUUGAAUGGGAUCGGCAUGAGCAAAAGCUCCCUCAGAGUUACGACCGAGUUAAAUAUCAGAGAGUCCACGUGAAAGAGCCACACACCCAUUUUCCUCACUUUCCCUGAGUCUCAAGAGCUCUUGCCUUACCCUAUAAAUCUCAACAGCUUAGGAUGUGUCCCUUUCAACUCAGACUUUUCAUUUUAGAGAAUGGGGCAGAUGGGGCAAAUCGUUGAAUUUUCCCAGAAAUCACACCAGCCUUAGAAAGCGUCAAGGCAAGUGGAUGGCGUGCUGGGAAUAGAAAGCAGCUCUGGGACCAGUUACCCCAUUUAGGAAAGGAGUUUGCACUAAACUGUUUUUCUCACAGCAGAGGAACCUUUCCAAGGUGGGGAUGGAAGCACAGUCGGGACAGAAUUCGAUGGAUUCCUUUAGUUGGAGUCCGCGUAGUCAGCACAGACAGCAGUGGAAAGGACGCUCUGGGUCCUGUUAUUUGCUAGGGAGGGUAAAGGGAGACUAUUUCAAAGCUACUGUUCCUAGUCCAGCUUUAAGUUUCGGUAAGAAACAUGCUGUUUUGUUUCAUGAUUUCGUUAAUUAUGGAAAUUUGGCAUUGAGGGAUUAUUUUAUUGAGGGUAGAAGAGAUUCCAGAAUCAUCAUCUGUGAUGAUGGUGUCCUUUAGGGCUCUUGGAGCAGCCAGACCAUGUUUCCAAGAGAAACCUGGUGAUAUUGCCAGCAGACCCCCUGCCAUCCCCCCCAGUUGUCCUGGGGCUGAAUGGGCAAAUCUGUCCAAACAGCUAGUAACCGGCUGUGAGGGAGAGGGUCAGAAGCACUUAGCGUUGGCCUCUGAUUGCUGUCCUCUCUUGUCCUCUUCCCACUCCAAUGAUGAAAAUGAUUUUCUCUAAAUGCCUGGGUAAGGAUGCUUUCAAGGAGCUCACUUGGCCUGCUUGCCCUGCCCUCUCACCUCUGACACCCAGCCCCAGGAGCCAGACCACUCCUGCCUCCACCUCUGACUCUUCAGCAGCUGAAGAUUAAUGCAGAGAAAGAGCAAAGCCCAAAAGGGAGAAAAAAAAAACAAAAAAACAAAAAAACGAAGCCCAGAGAAGGCAGGCUGUGCCUGAGCCUGGUAGCAGAGCUCGUUGCUGGGUGAGGAUGGCACUCCCCGAGUUUUCCCAACCGACGGGAUGACCUUCCAUUGUGUUUUCCCAACCCUGCUCAUCCUGUAGCAUAAAUGAAGUGCACUAUUAAACAGAAUAGUUUUUCAGAAGA
Molecule: messenger RNA, 3416 nt
Organism: Homo sapiens (human)
Lineage: Eukaryota; Metazoa; Chordata; Mammalia; Primates; Hominidae
Gene: ZNF3
Product: zinc finger protein 3
Exons: 4
Coding region: 999-2246 (415 amino acids)
Biological process (GO): regulation of DNA-templated transcription
Cellular component (GO): nucleus
Source: RefSeq, a predicted model, not a curated record